Molecule: messenger RNA, 10980 nt
Organism: Podarcis lilfordi (Lilford's wall lizard)
Lineage: Eukaryota; Metazoa; Chordata; Lepidosauria; Squamata; Lacertidae
Source: the annotation of a GenBank genome assembly
GCCGCAAAAGGGGACGGAAGAGGAACGCCGCCCAGUGGCCGGUGCGUGCGCGCCGGCGCGCUCCUCAACCAGUCCUCGCUCUCCAACGCGGCGCCCCAUCCGCCUUGCGGGCCGCCGGGAGCGCAGCCUCGAGUUGCUAGAGGUGGCGGGGGACCCUCCUGGGUCGGGUAUGAAAGGCUUGUAUUAGGCUCGCUCCUGCUUCCCUGCGCCAAGCUUGUGUGCCUCGACGGAAGACGCUGCGCCUCCGGCAUCCGCGUGGUUGGUCUCUCCGGGGGCGAAGACGCAGCGGCGGCGGCACCGACACCACCACCACCAAGCGCCGGCUCCGGAGCUACCCCGCCUGGGGAAGGUGGAGCAUGGAGGCCAUUUGGCUCUACCAGUUCCGCCUGAUCGUCAUCGGGGACUCCACCGUGGGCAAAUCCUGCCUCAUCCGCCGCUUCACCGAAGGGCGCUUCGCCCAAGUCUCCGACCCCACCGUGGGUGUGGAUUUCUUCUCCCGCUUGGUGGAGAUAGAGCCAGGCAAAAGAAUCAAGCUGCAGAUCUGGGACACCGCCGGACAGGAGAGAUUCAGGUGAGGAGGAGCCACUUUUGAGGAUGGGGCUUGGGGACCGGGGGGUGGAUGUCGUGUGCGGAUGGAGGGCGAGUGGCAGGUCGGCGCGGCGGAGGCUGCAACUGCGCCCCGAGUUCUGUCCCUUUUAACCCCCGCCACCAUCAUAAACAUCUUUGCUCUUCUGCAAAACAGCCUUCAUUGUGAAGGAUGGUGGAAGAUCCGGACGGCUGGGUGGCGGUUUGAUUUUGCUUUGUCGUUGAAGAUGGAGGAGCCAGAGUAGGAGGGAAGAAGAGACACCUUGCUGCGGGUGGGGGGCCUUGGGGUGGGUGGGGUCCGGGUUCCAAGUGCGAUCUCACAGCAGGUCACACAACAACACCCAGCUUCCUCCCCUCCCUCACCCCUAUCCUCCUAACAGCUGUUCAUUGAAUCCUGAAGGGAGCCAGAAGCACAACAAAGGCUGCUGAGGAGCGCCCCUCCUCUCAAAGAAACAUAAGCAGCAGCCUUCUACCGAGCCAGAAUAUUGGUCCAUUUGGCUCCAUGUUGUCCACACUGACUGGCAGUGGCUCUUCAAGGUUUCAGGCAGGGGUCUCCCCAGCCCUACCUGCAGAGCCUGGGGUCUUCUGGUAGCUCUGCUGCUGAGCUCCAGCCCUUCCCUUCACUCUCCAUGCUCCAUGUCUGGGCUGAUACUGCAGAGGUUUUGUACUAGAUUUAUUCAAGAAAACUUUCCCACAGUGCAGAUUUUUAAGCCACAAGCUUCCUGUCCAAUCUUGGACAGGAAGAAAGACACUCUGGCCUUAACAAUUUCUCAGGGUCGGGCUUCGCUUCCCUGUCCCACCUGCCCAAGUAAGAGUCUCCUAAUGUAAAGAGAGAAGAAAACCAGGCCACUGGGUAUCUCAUAUGCAGGCUUUCCACAUGCGUCAAGGAGCUUUGAUGCAGUGGUGCCUUCAAACAGAAGAUUCUCAGUGUGUCUUCCCAAGUGGUACAGCCCCCUCCCUUGAGAGUACUGUACCACAUGCCUGUAAAAACAUCUAGGUCCAUUCUUAAUAGACACCAGGUGUGAGGAACAUUUGGCCUUCCAGCUGUCACUGAACUACAGCUCCCAUCAGCCAGUGGAUGGGGGUGAUGGGACUUGUCGUUCAGCAAGUUCUGGAGGGCCAAAGGUUUCCCGCACCUGAUAUGCACAUACAUGAGCUACUCAUUGAACAAGGCCUUGAGGAUAUAACGACUUCUGAAAUUGUGUCACCAUGAGGACUUUGUGGAUUGUGGUCGCUUUCCUCCCCACAACACCCUUGCUAAACUAUUUGGCCAACACGUUUCCAAAUCUUUCUCCAUAACUAACCACAAGAACUAUAAAAUGUUAAGCUAUGUUCCUGGAUGCUGAAUCUCAGAGCUACGUCAAGAGCAGGCAGCCAAGCACCAAACUGGCUUGAGGGAGCAACAUGUGAUUUGCAGACUAAAUGUUGCCCAGUCAGCAGAUGCCCCUCCUGUCCUUUUUCCUGCCCCAUGAUUGAAAAAUGUGUUUAUGAGGGACAAAGCAACCUUCUCUCACUAAAAUUGCACUUCUCCACCCAUUUCUGACCCUACAUAAAGGAAGGAAGGAAGGAAACUGUGCACCAUCUCAUUUUUCCACGCCCCCUCCCCAAUAAACCUGGGUGUGGAUGUAUAAUUGCUUCUGUAUACGUGGUGUCUCCAUUCUCUUAGGUGAAAGCAAGCUACUGUAUUUUUCCGUGUAUAACACGCCCCCGUGUAUAAGAUGCCCCCUAUUUUUGGGAACACAAAAUUAAGAAAAUGGGGGGAGAUUGCCCUUGUGUAUAGGACUACCCCCCCUUUUUAACAUUAGUUUUUUAGUAAAAAAAAACACCUAGUCUUAUAUACGGAAAAGUUCAGUAAUUCUUUAUUACAUUUGUAUCCCACAUUUCCUCCAAGGAGUUCUAAGCCAGUUCUGUCCUCUCAUCCAUUUUAUCCACCCAGCAACCCAACAAGGUAGGCUAGCCUGAGAGAAUGAUUAGCCCAAAGUUACGCAAUGAGUUUCAUGGCUGUGUGGGGAUUUGAACAGCACAUUGGCCUCCAGUGUCAAGUUUUUAGUGCCCACAAAACUAAUAAACCUUCAGCUUAAUAUAUCUUGUGACUUUGUAACGCUGCUGCAUUCAGACAUUGUGAUAAGCUAUUUAUUAUGCUGGGAACAAGCCUCUCACAGGCUUGCAUGCUUCCCCUCCAUUUCUGGCAAGGCCUAGAGGAGGAAUUUAGGAAUUUUGCUUGCCCUCUACACAUGAGCUACAUUUGGACAAGGAUGAAGCCAAUCUCCAGUUGCUACAUGAGAAAGAAUGGUUUUGUUUCACCAGCGAUUACGCUGCAGGAUGCUUAAUUAGACUGUUUCCAUUUAGGAUCACCAAGGGUUGAAUUCAUUUUUUUAAUGAAAAAACAAGUCCCAUUCUUCCAAUUCACUUUAGUUAUGGAAACAGAUGGAAAUUCAAGAAAAUGAGCUCAGAAAUAUAUUUUUAUUUAAUUUGUUUGGUUCAUUCGUCAUUCAUUUCUGUUGGGAUCAUAGGACAUAACUCCUAGGGGCCAAGGUCCCUUCACACACACACACCCAAUGAAAUAUUAUGGGGUGCUGGCACUUCACAAAGAUGAGUGGUAUUGCCAUUCAAAUGGGGGGGUGCCAUGUCAUGUGAUCAAUUAUGUGGGGUGGCACUUAACUGCCCCCCCAUAUUUUAUUCAAGUUGCCCCCCCCCCUGGUUUGGAUGAAAUAUAGAAAACAGCCUGGGGAAGAAAUAGUGCAGGUCAGAGAAAGGUUAUAGAGAAGAAUGGGGACAGAGAGCGGGGAAACUGACAGAUAUAUAUAUAUAUUUUAAAUCUCUAAAAUAGAUAACCUGUCCAAUCUGUCUGAAGAUUAGCAAGUCUGAUGCUUAGGGUGGGUGAGGUGAAGAGGUGGCAGAAUGCCUGAAAACUGCAUGACAUUAGGAUGAAAAAGACAGAAGUUAGAAGCAGCAGAAGACCUACUGGGUCUCCCAUUGAAAUAAAUGAUGGGGCAGAUGGAAAAGCAGAAAAGGAGUGCAAUUGAACUGAAUGCCAAAAAAGAAUAAAGAAUAAAAAUGUUGUUUCCCUACUCCCCGAGAAAUCACAUGACAUGCUGUGACCAUUCCAGCUGUGCUGCUGGUCUUAACAGAUGCUCUCUUGAGUCACCUUCCUCUUGGACCCUGAUUUCUAGUCUUGGGCUGUCCCAUUAUUAUUUGAUUUAAAUCUCAUGGUUUCCACUUGCAGUGCACAGCUCUCUGGUGUACUUAGUCUGGAUUAUAUCAAAGGCCUAUCCAGUCCAGCUUCCUGGUUCCUAUGGUAGCCAGUCAGAUGCAUCUGGGAAGCCUUCAAGCACAGACUAAAGGCAAGCACCCACUAUCCCCAGUAGACAACACUAAGUGCCAUAGUGCUGGGAACCUGGAAGUUGCAAAGAGCCAUCUUGGCUAUACUUAUCCUUCAUCAACUUAUCUAACCCCCUUAAUGCAGAGGUUUUCUGCCUGUUUGAGUCCAUGGCUCCCUUGACCAACUACAUUCUUUCUGCAGCACCCCUGUGGGGCUCAGGAGCCCAGUAAUGUCAUCCCUUGCCUGCAGAACUGGCAGCUUCUCACACUUUUUGGAACACCCUCCAUUGUAGAGUGUCCCCUCAGCCUCCUCUCCUCUCCCAUCUCCUUGGGAGUCCCCCGGGAAGCUUCUGCUGCCCCUCCCUGUUCCAAAGAGAGGUGGCUCCUCACACUGCCCCACAGGGGCCUGGGACGUGUCUGUCCAUUCCCAACAGCAAGGGUUGGUGGACUGGCUGGCUGGGCUCCCUCAACCACUUGCUUGCUUACUCCGAGGCCGCCUCAGCUCCUGGCAACCAGCACCCCCUGACCAGCCUCAGAGGCACCAUUCACCUGGGGAGCUUGUAGCCAGGGCUGCUGCAACAAACAGCUGUGCAAGCUGUUUGGGAGGCAGAGACACGAGAGGGUAUUAUUAUUAUUAUUAUUAUUAUUAUUAUUAUUAUUAUUAUACCACCCUAUACCCAGAGGUCUCAGGGUGGUUAACAGAACAAGAUCAACAUAAAACACAUAAUAUAUAUAAUCAAAAUAAAAUCAACAACCCAAUAACACCCCUCCCCCCAAGAAAAGAGCCACAUUUUAAAAGGGCAUAGGAUGUCAAUCAGAUCAACCAAAGGCCUGGUUAAAAAGGAAUGUUUUUGCCUGGCACCUAAAGGUGUAUAAUGAAGAUGAACAUCCCAGGGGAGAGCAUUCCACAGAUGGGAAGCCACUGCAGAAAAGGCCUCUUCUCAUGUUGCCACCCUCCGGACCUCUCGAGGAGGGGGCACACAAAGGAGGGUCUCAGAAGAUGAUCUCAUGGUCCAGGUAGGUUCAUAUGAAAAGAGGCAGUUCUUGAGGUAUUGCGGUCCUGAACCAUUUAAGGCUUUAUGGGUCAAAAUCAGCACUUUUAAUUGGGCCCAUGAAACUAAUUGGUAGCCAGUACAGUCGGACCAGAAUCGGCGUAAUAUGCUCAAACUGUCUUGCUCCGGUGAGCAACCUGGCUGCUGAAUUCUGCACUAGCUGAAGUUUCCGAACUAUCUUCAGAGGCAGCCCUACAUAUAACACACUGCAUUAAUCUAACCCUGAGGUUACCAGAGCAUAGACAACAGUAGUUAGGCUAUCCCUGCCCAGAUAGGGGUGUAGCUGAGCCACCAGCUGAAGCUGAUGGAAGGCACUCUGGACCACUGAGGCCACUUGAGCCUUGAGUGACAGCAAAGGAUCUAGGAGGACCCCCAAGCUAUGAACCUGUUCCUUCAGAGGAAUUGUAACCCCAUCAAGAGCAGGCGACUUCCCACCAAUCUGGUCUAGGGAACCACCCACUAACUGCCUCAGUCUUAUCUGGAUUGAGCUUCAGUUUGUUGGAUCUCAUCCAGUCCAUUACCAAGGCAAGACACUGGUCCAGCACUUCUGCUGCCUCACCUGCAGAUGUAAAGAAGAAAUAGAGCUGAGUGUCAUCAGCAUACUGCUGACAACAUACUCCGAACCUCCAGAUAACCCCACCCAGCAGUUUCAUGUAGAUGUUAAACAAUGUUGGGGAUAGGAUUGAGCUCUGCGGAACCCCACAUUGAUGGUUCCACUGGGUUGAAAAGCAUUUCCCAAGCAACACCCUCUGGGAACAACUAUUCAAGUAGGACUGGAACCACCGCAAAGCGGUGCCACCCACCCCUAGUUCAGAUAGUCACUCCAGAAGGAUACCAUGGUCAACGGUCUCGAAAGCCACUGAGAGGUCAAGAAGAGACAUGUUUCCCUUCUCUCUCUCUCAACAGAGGUCAUCAUACAGGGCAACCAAAGCAGUUUCUGUGUCAAAUCCAGGCCUAAACCCCAAUUGAAAUGGAUCCAGAAAAUCAGCUUCUUCCAAAAGCACCUGGAUCUGGUCUGUGAUCACUCGCUUCAGAACCUUGCCCAGGAAAGGGAGAUUAGCAACUGACUGGUAGAUAGUUAGGCAUCAGGGGGAAGGAAAGAGGGUCUGAGGCCAGUUUUGCCUGGGGCAUCCCUGGCCAUCAUUCAAGGCACCCCACGGCACACUGGUUGAAAACCAUUGCUUUGCUUAAAGCCAUCACCCCAUCAUUCGGCAGCAGGUUUCACAAACUAUUUGUGUACUAAAUGAAAAAAUAAGGACAUAAGGAGUUUUCUGCUCCAUUCCCCAUCCCACCCCCCGGUCCCCUUCAAGCAUUGUUGGGACUACAGCUCCCAUCAUCACUCACCAUUGGCCAUGAUGGCUGGGGCUAUUGGGAGCUGAAGUGUAGUAACAUCCAGAAAGCUCUAGGUUAUGGAAGGCUCAUGAAAAGCAAAGCUUCCCUGACCAGAAUACAAUUUCUGCAUGCAAAAGGGCACCUUUGGACAUCUCCUUAGAUUCAUAGAGAUGUGUGGAACCUAGGAGUCUAUUGAGUAUUCUAUAUACACCAUUCACUUGCCAAUUCCUAAAACCUAGCCAACCUCUGUAUACCACAUGCAGUGAGGGGGGUGACGGGGUAUGCAUUGUCAAGAGUUUUGUUUACAAAUACCUCCAAGUGACUCUAGUCUCUCCAUAUAUUUUGAGGAUGACUUGAACUAGCCGACUCUUGGCCCAUCAGUUUAGUGGAAGCAGAGCCUGCUGGGAGAAACACCAAGACUUUAUUGCCCUGUUUAGGCCUAUGGCGGAAUCUAGUGACAAAGCUAUCUGCAUCUCAUGCAGAAGGUCCCCGGUUCAAUGUCUAGGUAGGGCUGGAGAAAGACUCUUGUUUGAAACCUUGAAGAGGCACUGCCACUCAGUGUGAACUAUACUGAGGCAGGUGGACUGGUGGUCAGCCAUGAUAUAAGGCAGCAGCUUCUUAUGUCCCUAAAUUUUUAUGUCCCUAAAUUUCAGAUUGCAUGUGGGGGUUGGCAUGUUUGAACGCGGGGCCAACAUGAGGUGAUGGGCUUAGGCUUUGGAGCACCAGGCUUCACAUCUCCACUCACUGGGUCACCUUGAGUCUGUCACAGUCUCCUAGCCUAACUUACCUCACAAGGUUGUUAAUGAGGAUAAAGCAGAGGGCAAGAUUCAUUUUCCUUUUUUUCUGCUCCUUGGAGGUGGGUGGAAUGUAAAUGUAGUUAACAAUAUUGCACCCCCAACACAAGUAAUAAAAGCAAGAAGUUCUCUCACAUGUAGAAAUCUAGUAUAUCAGGGAAAAGGGAAAUAUUAUAUGGGGUGGGCAUUGAGUAAUUAGACCUUUCGCUAGUUAAACAAUCUGUGGCCUUUUAAACCACAACAGGGGGUUUAUUGUUUGUUACUAUGGUGUGAAUAUUUGUGUAAACCACCCUGUGAUCCUUGGAUGAAGGGAGGUAUAGAAAUUCAAUUAAUAAUAAUAAAACAACAACAACAGAGCAGCAUUAAGAUAUACAGCUUCAUACCUGCAACUUGGAGCGGUAUAGCCCAGACAGAGUUACCGUGUGAUUCUGCAAACACAUAUAAAUUGCAUCCAUACAUCCAUUCCUUCUCUUUCCUCCAGCCCAAUACAUACAUUGUAUGUUACAGCCCACAUGGUACCCAAGCAAAUGGUCCAAUUUCUGUAGUGAGGGUAUACCCCCCCAAUUGUACACCUUAUUUGGGGCGUUGCUGGUUUGAAAUUGAUCAGCGAUUACUGGUCCUCUUUCUCAUCACCUGUUCAGCUGAGAUUUUAUAAAUGAGGAAACUGCUACUUAGGAAAAUCUGGGAUAUUUUUUACUUUGCAAAAUAGUAGAUGUGGCCUGUGCAGAGCAGGCUUGGGACAGAUGAAAAGUAAAACAAAAAAAAAGUGGUUAUAGAGGGAAUGAAACAGUCACAUUUUCCAAUGUCUUAUGGCAACAGUGACAUUGGAGUAGAAUCCAGACACUUUCUAGAAUCAGUUUCUAGACUGCCCAUUGAAAGAUAAAAGUACUAACCACCGCAAACCCUGUGUUGCUCUUGAAUUUAUUUAUUUUUUAAAUCAAUACAGUUCUGAAAGGUUCAGUAAGUCUUCUUGAUUCUAUAUUGUAUUCAAACAUAGAAAACCUGCUCCUUGGUCUUAGCAACCAUCAUGCAACUUUUGGACAUAAUAUCUUAAGAGGUGUCCAGAUUCAUAAUGCACAGACAAACAACUUUGCAGACUGUCUAAGAGAAAAAGAUGGUGGGGCAGAGAAUCUUUGUGUUGUCUUGUACAAACCCCCUUUAUUUUGCUGUGUAGCACAAAAGGGCUGUGUUCUGGGUGGAUUUGCACCUAACUGGCUAUUUCAGAUGCUCGAAACCAGCCUUUGCCACCAGCGUUUUCCUCUUGAAAAUGAUUCUCAUUUCCUUCCUUGGGCUGCUGCUCUCUUCCAGAUCAAUUACCAGAGCCUACUACAGGAACUCAGUUGGCGGUCUGCUCCUCUUUGACAUUACAAACCGCAGGUCCUUCCAGAAUGUUCACGAGUGGCUAGAGGAGACCAAAGCGCACGUCCAGCCUUACCAGAUCGUGUUCGUUUUGGUGGGCCACAAAUGCGACCUAGACACUCAGCGGCAAGUCACCCGGCACGAGGCUGAAAAACUGGCCCUUGCUUAUGGCAUGAAGUACAUUGAAACCUCCGCCCGGGAUGCCAUUAAUGUGGAAAAAGCUUUCACCGACCUGACUCGAGACAUAUAUGAGCUUGUUAAGAGAGGCGAAAUUACUAUCCAGGAGGGCUGGGAAGGGGUGAAGAGUGGGUUUGUCCCAAACGUAGUCCACUCCUCAGAAGAGGUGGUGAAAUCAGACAGGAGAUGUCUGUGCUAAUUGCUUAACGAAAGCAAGGAGAGAUUAUUGCUGAACUUUACUAACCAAAACAUACCCUGCUAUACAAACUUGUCGUGUGACAGAAGAGAAUGUGACAGUAGUAUGGCAAGUACCAAUGCCUGGUGCUUUGAACCUCUGAAGAAUAGAAUCGUGAAGGGCUGUAACCCCCUGUUAUGUAGGAAUGAACCCAGAUGCAUGCUUAUAUUGUAGGAGAUGGGGUAAUGUUAAGAGCAGAAAAGAUCCGAUAGGGGUAGUAAAUAUCAGGGAAUUUUACAAACCCUGUUUUAAAUAAAUCUGUCAUUCAGUGCUUUGUGUUGAAGCCUAUUAAUAUGAAACAUAUUCAGAGGAGGAGGAGAGACAGAAAUCUUGGCUUAUUAUUAUAUAUUUUUAGGAAGAUUAAAACAUAACAUGGUUGCCAUUCUUUUUAUGAGAACUUGAUGGUUAACACAAAGAGGAAAGCAUAUUUUGCAGAAGGGGCAAAGGCUUUCAUGCCUACAAUAUUGCUGCAGUAUAAUCCAACUCUCUUUAAAAGGAAAGGGGGAAGUGUUAGAUCACUCUUGUUAAAAUGCAGUGCAAUGAAUAGAACUGUUAAAAUGUGGUGCAAUGAAUAGAACACAGACUGGUGUUUUCCUGAUCAAGCCAGACUUGGUGGUUCCAAUUCCAGUAAUUUGACAGACCAAACGUUUGUGCUACUUCUUCAGUUAUUGAACUGGAAAUGCUCCCCACUUCUGAAUUUGCUGUAAAAUCUGUUAUCAGCAAUGGUGAAAUUCUCAGCCAUAUGCAGUCAUACGGUAUUUCUUAAAUGGGAAAUUAUUUUAUCCUAAUUCAGAGAGGGAUGCAGCCUUCGCACCAGUAGCAAGCUGCAGUGGGCAAUUUUGGGUCUCUUAAAAUACAAACUUCUUGCAAAUAAGGCUGGGGAGGGAAGCAGGACUCAUCAAAAUGUAGAGCACAGACUUUUCCCAAAGAGCGGGAAGUGGGGGUGUUCUUCGUUUUGUUUUGUGGGGUGAUUUUUUUUGGAAAACAAGUUCAAAAGGACUAUCUGAAGGUGAAGCUGAACAGCAGGAGAGAGAGAACUAAGGAAGAGGGUGUGUGGUUAGGAAACCCACAGGAAAGCGGUCAGAAGUGCAAGAAGGAACGUUUUUACUUUGAAAGUAGAACUGGAUAAAAUGCUGGCCUACAAAGCUGCAAGUGGGCCUUUGUUUCAGGGUAAACUUGUUGAGUUCUGAAUUAAGAAAGCAAGCAGUCCAAAUGAAUUAAAGUAAGCAAUAACAGCCACCCUGAAUACCUAGGAAGAAACUAAUGUGUUGGCAAGAUACACAGUGAUAUACAUAUGUGCAAAGAAAGGAAGCUUAAUGUGUGUAAUGGUCUAGAUAGAUAUUAAGAUGGAAGAAGCCUGGAAGCAGGAAAGGGGAGGAGAGAGAGAGAGAGAGAGAGAGAGAACAUCUGGAGAGCACCAGGUUGGGGAAGAAUGUGGUAUAAUUAUUUUGAAUGAAAUUAAUCUAUACCUUCACAUGCGUUUCCACACUUUAUACUUACAGAAGAUCCUUUUAAGAGAACCGCCCACAUCAUUACUUUGUAAAGAUGCAGGUGAGUUUGAACUGGAAACAGAAUUUUAAGUUUGGCACAACAGAGGUCAUAAUAGGGGUAAUGCUAAUACCGAUGUCUUUAUUUUCAAUAAUUAGUUGGGUAACUAGCUUUGUAAUAAACACCACUAAUAUCCACCUUGAGACAGGGAGAAAAAGUGGACGAGGGGCAGUUUGAAAAAGCCCUCCCCAUCAAGUGUGUGUGUGUGUAUGUGUGUGCGCGCACACACACACAUACUUUUUGGAGGGGUGACGUUUUUCAAACUAGCUCUCAUCUACUUUUAUAUACAGUGGCCCAUAUAAUAUUUUGCUUCUCAUCAUGUGAUGAUAAUAAUUACACAAAUAGUCACAUGACAUUCACUGCCAGCCAGGCUUUUGUAGACUUGCAACAGCAAUGGGAUAUGAACAGCAUUUAAUCUUGAGUCAAAAAAAUAGCUAAAAACAAUCCCCAAUUAAUCUAGUCCAUCCUGACUUCCGCUUUCAUUGGAGUUAAGGAGAAAUGUUUUGCCCAACCCAUACAGAUAUUGCAAAACAAGAAUGCAAUCAGUGAGGGAAGGGAGCCACAGACAAAAUCAAAG